UGCCUCGGUUCCGCCAUGCACAGAUCUGUUACGAUGGACUCGAAGGCAGCGAUCAACAAGGGCAAUUUUCUCUCGCAGCAGGAAGAUUUCCACCCGUUCAUCGAGGCGCUAUUGCCGUACGUGAAGUCCUUCAGCUAUACCUGGUUCAAUCUGCAAGCAGCCAAGCGGCGGUACCUCAAAAAGCACGAGAAAAAGAUGACACACAACGAGGAGAACAAGUGCAAGCGCGACUUUCAGAAUGAAAACCCGGAAACGAAGCAAAAGUGGGCCGCCCGUCUACUCGGCAAACUGCGCAAGGACAUCACGCACGACAGCCGGGAAAACUUCGUGCACUGCAUUUCGAAGAAAAAGACCUCCAUGUGCAUCCUCUCGAACCCGGACCAGAAGGGCAAGAUGCGGCGGAUAGAUUGCCUGCGCCAGGCGGACAAGGUCUGGCGGCUCGAUCUGGUGAUGGUGAUCCUGUUCAAGGCGAUCCCGCUCGAAAGCACCGACGGCGAACGGCUCGAAAAGGCGUGCUUCUGCACCAGCCCGAGUCUGUGCAUCAACCCGUACCAUAUUCAAGUAUUAAUCAAGGAGCUAGACCUCUACCUGGCCAACUUUAUCAAGUGCUUCAGCGAUGAGGAGAACCAGAGCGAGAAGUCACACAACAGCUCGCGGAAGUUCUCCAAGACCGGAUCCAGCAACAAGGUGUACAGCUACGACUUCAUCGCACCGACCGGUGUCUUCACCUCCUCUGAGUUGUGGAGCAUCACGCAAGCUAGAAGAGGCGAUUUUCUGGGGUUUCUCUUUCGCAGGUUCUUUUCGUUGUAGGGUACCACUCGAGGCAGGAGAGCGUUGGCAAAGCCUACACCUGAUGCUCCAUCGUUUAUCCAAGUUGUUCGCCUUCUAAUAUCGCUUUUUAUCUUUCUCGGUUAUUGAUCGCUGUCUGGACGACACUCACUAUUAAUCUCUUCAUGUUGGAGGUACCUCGACGGGACUUGGAGCGAAUUGGACAAUGGAAUGAAGAAUCUUGAACGGUACAUGAGGCCUAACCUGUCUUUCAUCCGACGGCUUGGAAAGUAAGUCACCGCAGGAUGUUCAAGAAUGAGAACUCUUUUUACCUACUGCAGAACUGAUCUCCACAAGCCCGGGUUACUAUCAUAAAUUGUCACUAAUGGAUGCGAAUAAAAAACCAAAG
This is a messenger RNA of Anopheles nili, 1177 nucleotides long. It is a transcript of the gene NfI, whose product is annotated as nuclear factor 1. The record is from RefSeq and is a predicted model, not a curated record. NCBI's taxonomy places the organism in Eukaryota, Metazoa, Arthropoda, Insecta, Diptera, Culicidae. Gene Ontology annotation, cellular component: nucleus. Bases 16 to 810 code for a protein of 264 amino acids. Gene Ontology annotation, molecular function: DNA-binding transcription factor activity, RNA polymerase II-specific; RNA polymerase II cis-regulatory region sequence-specific DNA binding. Gene Ontology annotation, biological process: regulation of transcription by RNA polymerase II; transforming growth factor beta receptor signaling pathway. The transcript is spliced from 8 exons.